AUGGCGAACAGAAGGCGUAGAAAUACCGCUGGCGCUGAUGAGAUUGCUAAUGCAAUCCAUAGGAUGAUGGAUGCUAUGCAGCCUGUGGCAGCACCACCGAGGGUUAUGAUCCCACCUGUUAGGCCAGUGACCAUAGAGGACUUUAUGCGUCACAAGCCGGCUAAAUUCACUGCGAAAGCCACCCCAGAUGAGGCUGACGCAUGGCUUUGUGAAUGUGAGAAAAUAUUCAGAGUGAUAGAGUGCACAGAGGCGCAGAAGCUAAAUUUUGCCACCUUCCUGUUAGUGACUGAAGCUGAGUAUUGGUGGAUGAGUAUGCAGCAACAGAUGAUAAACAGAGCUGAAGAGGUGACUUGGGCUAACUUAAGGACGAGGUUCCUGGAGAAGUAUUUCCCUGAUAGCGCUAAACAUGAGCGCGAGGCAGAGUUUCUCACUCUACAGCAAGGGAGUCUAUCAGUGCAAGACUAUGUGGAGAGGUUUGAGUACCUCUCGAGAUUCUACUCCCAGACGGUGACGGAAGAGUGGCGCUGUAGGAAGUUUGAGGGCAGCCUCAAACAUGAACUGAGGCGUUUUAUUGUGCCACUGAGGGUGCGAGAGUUCCCAACCUUGGUUGAGCAAGCCAAGAGCGUAGAGCAGCUGGAGAUGGGACCCAGCCGGGUCAACCGCACAUAG
Molecule: messenger RNA, 669 nt
Organism: Vigna unguiculata (cowpea)
Lineage: Eukaryota; Viridiplantae; Streptophyta; Magnoliopsida; Fabales; Fabaceae
Source: RefSeq, a predicted model, not a curated record